AUGACAGCUCUUAGCGAAGAUUUGCUUGUAACUGUGAACAAGCUUCAAGAUCUUGUCUUUAAUACGAUCGGAAAUGACUCCCUUGACUUGCCGCAGAUUGUUGUUGUGGGCUCUCAGUCGUCCGGCAAAUCAUCCGUACUUGAGAACAUUGUUGGUAGAGACUUCUUACCACGAGGUAGUGGUAUAGUCACAAGGCGCCCAUUGAUCCUCCAACUCAUAAAUAUUCCCAGCGAACGGCACGACAAGCCUGAAAGUGAUGAGGUUCAUAUACCUCAUACAGCAGCAAGUGUGGCGGGACAGUAUGAGUGGGCAGAAUUUCAUCAUCUCCCUGGCCGCAAAUUCGAUGAUUUUGCCUUGGUCAAGCAGGAGAUUGAAGCUGAGACCGCAAGGAUAGCUGGAAGCAACAAAGGAAUUAACAGGCAGCCCAUCAAUCUCAAGAUUUUUUCCCCACACGUACUCAAUCUUACCAUGGUUGACUUGCCGGGGUUGACGAAAGUGCCUAUCGGGGACCAACCGUCCGAUAUUGAAAAGCAGACACGGGCUUUAAUACUCGAAUACAUAGCGAAGCCGAACAGUAUCAUCUUAGCCGUUUCGCCUGCUAAUGUUGAUCUUGUGAACUCUGAAGCUUUGAAACUUGCUCGUCAAGUGGAUGCCAUGGGUCGAAGGACGAUUGGGGUUUUGACGAAACUGGACCUCAUGGAUCAUGGCACGAACGCCAUGGAUAUCCUUUCUGGCCGGGUCUAUCCUCUGAAGCUCGGUUUCAUUGGAGUUGUUAAUCGAUCACAGCAAGACAUUCAGUCUGGGAAGUCAUUGUCCGACGCAUUGCAUGCUGAAGUCGAUUUCUUCCGACACCACCCAGCCUAUCGGAAUAUGGCGAACCGUUGCGGUACUCAGUUUCUUGCGAAAACCCUGAAUACCACCCUAAUGUCUCAUAUCCGGGAUCGGCUUCCUGACAUAAAAGCGCGUCUUAACACUCUUAUGGGUCAAACUCAGCAAGAACUCGCAAGCUACGGCAACAAACAGUUCAGCGGGAAGGAACAUCGUGGGUCCCUUAUUCUACAGCUUAUGACGCGCUUCGCUUCAUCUUUCAUAUCUUCGAUUGAUGGAACGUCCUCCGAAAUCUCAACCAAAGAACUUUGUGGAGGGGCAAGGAUAUAUUAUAUCUUUAACUCGGUCUUCGGCAACUCUCUCGAAACAAUUGAUCCUACACAUAACUUAACUGUUACUGAUAUUAGAACUGCCAUUCGGAACUCGACUGGUCCACGUCCGAGCCUGUUUGUUCCCGAGCUCGCUUUUGACCUGCUUGUCAAGCCUCAGAUAAAAAUGCUAGAAGCUCCUAGUCAGAGGUGUGUUGAACUGGUGUAUGAGGAGCUCAUAAAGAUUUGUCACACGUGCGGCUCGCAGGAAUUGCUUCGCUUUCCACGGCUUCAAGCGAAACUGAUAGAGGUGGUGUCUGAUCUUCUUCGUGAGCGUUUGGGACCGUGCUCAGCAUAUGUUGAAUCGCUCAUUUCCAUACAGAGGGCGUACAUUAAUACAAACCAUCCUAACUUCCUCGGUGCAGCAGCAGCUAUGUCGUCUGUCAUGCAGAACAGGCAAGAACAGGAACGACGGGCAGCGUUAGCCGAUGACCGGAAAAAGCGCGAGAAGAGACGGUUGAAAGAACUUGGAGCGGUGAAUGGAAACCCGCCAGCAUCCCCUGAGGAUGAGGACGAACAGCAUACAGAUUCCAAGACGCAGAAUAUUCCUAUCAGGAGUCAACCUACGAGAAAUACCAGAAGCAUGUCCCCUCACUUUGGUAAGGGACAAGAAGGUGGCGUGACCGCAACCUUGAAUGGAGCUCAUGCAAAUUCUCAUCAAACAGCUUUUGGAACAACCAAUACCACUCGUGACUCGUUCCUCAACUACUUCUUCGGUAAGGACGGCGCGCAACCUGCCAGCUCAUUACCUCAGCUGUCGAGUCAGAGCCGUCCAUACACCAACGUCAAUGAAGCAAGCAUUAGUCACAACACUCGCCGGACUGAUAUGCGUGCCCCUAUCAUGUCAGCUGAUGAGUACCCACCCCCUAUGGAAUAUACUGGUGAUCCGAAGGAAGACCCCGAAGCUGUCCUCUCUGACCGUGAGCUAUUAGAGACGGAGCUGAUUAGUCGACUAAUAUCAUCUUACUUCAACAUCGUCAGAGAAACCAUCGCAGAUCAAGUUCCUAAGGCUAUCAUGCAUCUCCUUGUCAACCACAGCAAGGAUGUCGUGCAAAAUAGACUCGUGAGCGAACUUUAUAAAGAAGAUCUAUUUGCGGAGCUCCUUUACGAGGAUGACGGCAUCAAAGCGGAGAGGGAGAAGUGCGAGAGAUUGCUGGAUACGUACAAGGAGGCAGCAAAGAUUGUCGGAGAAGUUCUGUAA
This is a messenger RNA of Aspergillus niger, 2397 nucleotides long. RefSeq lists its product as uncharacterized. Gene Ontology annotation, biological process: mitochondrial fission; peroxisome fission. Lineage: Eukaryota; Fungi; Ascomycota; Eurotiomycetes; Eurotiales; Aspergillaceae. The transcript is spliced from 3 exons. Gene Ontology annotation, cellular component: peroxisome; microtubule; mitochondrion. Bases 1 to 2397 code for a protein of 798 amino acids. Gene Ontology annotation, molecular function: microtubule binding; GTP binding; GTPase activity. The record is from RefSeq and is a predicted model, not a curated record.